This is a messenger RNA of Ordospora pajunii, 315 nucleotides long. RefSeq lists its product as uncharacterized. The transcript has a single exon. Bases 1 to 315 code for a protein of 104 amino acids. The record is from RefSeq and is a predicted model, not a curated record. NCBI's taxonomy places the organism in Eukaryota, Fungi, Microsporidia, Ordosporidae.
AUGAUGCAGUACGCAUUCAAGGCACCGUCAACCCCAGUGUCUGCAACUCAUGGGAAAGUCACAGUAAACUCACAGGCACACGAAAUCAUGGUGGCCGAUCUUUUGUCGCACUUCAUAGACAUUCUGUAUGCAGAAGGGCUUGCUGUUGUGUCUGCAUGCGUAUGCAUAUGCAGUGCUGGCCUUGUGUGCAACUACACAGCAAUCGAUUCGUCAGAAUGUGAGCCACUAUGCGAGAUCAAGGCGAUUACCCUGUGCGGAUUGAAGGUGUAUGAGCAAGAUGGCAUUUUCCACAUGUACUGCAUAUUUGAUGUGUAG